CGACAGGCUUAAGAAAAUCGGUUGGAAAAUCAGAAAAUCGUGCCUAUGUUGAAUAUAAGUGCAGUUGAAGGUGGUACUGUGGAACUACCCUGUGACAUAACACCAUCAGGAUACGAUGCACUUCACAUGGUCCUGUGGUUCAAGGAUGGAGGCGAUGGAAAUCCAGUUUACACAGUGGACGUCAGGAACAAAGCACUGAACGACGCUCAACAUUCCUCGGACACCGGAGUCUUCGGUCCGCGUGCUUUCUUUAGAACUCCAAUGACCCGCACAGCAGUUCUAGUCGUCGAUAACGUUAAACGUCACGAUGCCGCAAUCUACAGAUGCCGGGUCGACUUCCGUCAGGGCCAAUCCCGAAGUAUUCGUUACAAUCUCUCAGUUGUUGGAACUCCACCCCCCAGGGUCAGAUGGACGAUCUAUAAUACAAGGAUCGAUGUCUACGUCAAGAGUUCUGCAGAUGUCAUUGAGAAUAAGUAA
Fopius arisanus is the source of this 477-nucleotide messenger RNA. RefSeq lists its product as uncharacterized. The transcript has 4 exons. NCBI's taxonomy places the organism in Eukaryota, Metazoa, Arthropoda, Insecta, Hymenoptera, Braconidae. The record is from RefSeq and is a predicted model, not a curated record. Bases 46 to 477 code for a protein of 143 amino acids.